Messenger RNA from Oenanthe melanoleuca, 2041 nucleotides. RefSeq lists its product as uncharacterized. The coding region runs from base 1 to 918 and encodes 305 amino acids. The record is from RefSeq and is a predicted model, not a curated record. NCBI's taxonomy places the organism in Eukaryota, Metazoa, Chordata, Aves, Passeriformes, Muscicapidae. The transcript is spliced from 4 exons.
AUGAAGAAGCCCAAGGAAGAAUGGACAAAACAGGAGGGUGCCGUGGGCUCAGAAGCCCAUGGCAAUGCCUGUGGUUGUGCCGUGGGCCUUGUCCCGCCCGUGAUCGGCCCGGGACGGUCCGAGCGCGCCCGGGACACGCGGGUGACCGGUGCGACCCCCCCGCGCCGCCAGGGGGCGCAGCGCGCGGUGCGGCCCGGGACGAACCAAGCCCGCUGCUGGGGGGGUGUGCGCGUGUGUGGGGUGUCCCAUUCCUCCGCCGCCCCAUCCCUAGGAACGAGCUCGCCCGGCUUCCAGCGCCACCGUGCGCGCGGAGCCGGAGUGGGAUGGCAGUGGGAGCGGGCAUGGGAAGGCUGCGUUGUUCCUGAUCCCCUCGGGGUACCGCGGGGGCCGUUGCUCCCCUCGCGGGGACGCGGAGCCACCGCUAACGGGCGGAGCCGUAGGGUCGGGGGAAGGGCGAUGCCAGAGAUUAUCCUGGGAAAGGAGACGGAGGCGGCGAGCAGGGAGAAACGGGCGCAGCCUCCGCAGUUCGGGAGAGCAGCGAUGAGUUCCAGAGCUCCGGGCGAAGCCGCAGGUGGCGGUCAGCAAGGACAGACCCACACGGACAAUGGCGGAAACGGCCGAGACGAGAGGAGGCGGGAUGGCACUGAACUGCUGAGCUGGGGGGCGCAGGCGCGCUCCGUAUUUUGCUUCCGCGGGGCCCGGCUGCGCUUUUGCUCCUCAGGCCCGUUCGCAGCGGGGACGGCGCCGUGCCCGGCACGGUUGAGGUGCCGAGGCUGGGACGCGCGGAAGGGCGAGGAGCGGCCUCGCAGCUCCGGCUCGCUGAGGAGGAAGGCGGGGGUCUCCCUGCUGGCAUGCCUGGGAAAAACGGGAGUAGCGACGCCCGGUGCGAGACGAAGAGGAGCGGCCGGUGCUCGAUAAUGAUUUCAUGCAGACCUGCUUCAAUAGAGAGUCUCGGAAUGUCAGGAAGACUCAUGACUGAAAUUGCUCCUUAGCAUCCAUUCAGCGCUGGAAUAGCUCAUCAUUUCCAUCCUUUUCCAUCCUAAAUUUUCCUGGGAACACUUAUCCUUGCAUAGUGGGUGGUCCAGGACAUUCUUCUCAAUCAAAUGAUGAAAAAGCCAGGUUAUGGAAGACAAGACUGAGAGGGGAUCUUGUCAAUAUGUAUAAAUACCUCGAAGGUGGGUGGCAAGAGGACUGUGCCAGGCUCCUUUCAGUGGUGCUCAGUGCCAGGAUGAGGAGCAGUGGCCACAAACUAAAUUGCAAAAAUUUCCACUCAACAUGAGGAAGCGCUUCUUUGUGCUAAUGGGCCAGAGCACUGGAGCAGCUGCCCAGGGAGGUCAUGGAUUCUCCUCUCUGGAGACAUUUAAACCCCACCUGGACAUUUCCUUGUGUGACCUGCUCAAGGUGACUCUGCCUUGGCAGAGGGGUUGGGCUGGGUGAUCUCCAGAGGUCCCUUCCAGCCUCAACAGCACUGACUUGUGAAAAAUAGCUCCCAAACUCUUCAAAGCCUGUAUGCAAUUACUGUGCUGCUGCCAGCUCUUGAGUUUUGAAAAAGAAACAAACCCCUGCAUUUCUAUUUAACCAAAGUAAACAUGAAUGUGGCAUUAUCUGUUAGUCACAGUUUCUCCCAACUUGCAGAAGAAAAAUAUUGUUGUAUGGUACACACAAUGCUUUUUUGUACAAAUAGAGUCUGGUUUUUUUCCUUUUUCUCUCAUGUUCUUCUGUUACUAAUUCAAAAUGAGUGUGUUGGGUGGGAUAUUUCUUGCAGGAGUGAUUAUCUCUGCACACUCAACAAUGUAUACUGUACAAUUCCUCUAGGACGUACAGAGAUGCAGGCUAAAGAGAAAACAAAACCAUUAAAAAUGUAAAAUCAGUCUAAAUAUAUUUUCUUCCCCUCUUAGAAGUUAUUACUCCUUUUUUUUUUUUUUUUUUUAACAUCAAAAUCUUCCUUGCUCUCUGUGGUGAGCUACUAGAGACCUCUCCAAAACAAAGGAUAACAAGGAUAACAAAGGUCAGUCAAUUUGAGAGUAAGAAAAAUGCAAUU